CGAAGGGCACCUAACGGCACGGCCCUGUUUUUGCUCUGCUUCGGAGGAAAGAGCUUCGAAAGAGAAGCCCGAAAAGGAAGGGAAAGAAAGAGAGAGCCCCGGGAUCAUUUCUGCCUGCGCUUCUUCAGUAACUAGUAUUAUGGCCAGGAACGGGGUGGUCUCGUGGCGGAGGAGGUCGUCGGACCAGCUCGACGGCAGCGACCCGUCGCCCUGCGGCUCCGAGGAGGUCCACGUCCUCGCCGUCGACGACAGUCUCGUCGAUCGGAAGGUCAUCGAGCGCUUGCUUAAAAUCUCUUCCUGCAAAGUUACAGCAGUGGAUAGUGGAAUCAGAGCCCUGCAAUUUCUUGGCCUGGAUGAGGAGAAAACGGCUGGAGAUUUUAACGGGUUGAAGGUGGAUCUGAUAAUAACAGACUAUUGUAUGCCUGGGAUGACUGGCUACGAGCUCCUCAAGAAAAUCAAGGAAUCCUCUGCUCUGAGGGAAAUUCCGGUGGUGAUCAUGUCGUCCGAGAACGUCGUGGCACGAAUCGACAGGUGUCUGGAGGAAGGUGCGGAGGAUUUCAUCGUGAAGCCGGUGAAACUGUCGGACGUGAAGCGGCUGAGGGAUUUCAUGACGAGAGACGUCGGGGACAGAGCGAGGAGCGACGGGGGAGGCACGACCCACAAGAGGAAGCUGCACGAGAGCUCCGACGCGUCCUCGUCCUCGCCGUCCGUCUCGUCCGCGUCGUCACUGUCGUCCUCACAGCCUACCACGCCGUCUCGGUCGCCAUCGCCGUCGGUUUCUUCGUCCGAUCCGUCGUCCCCGUCGCCGCCGUCCACGAGGUCGUCGGGCCCGUGUUCGCCGUCGUCGCUGGAAUCUCCGACGAGACGGCUCAAAAUGACUAGCGGCUGUGACUAGCAUCGUCCCAAAUUACAUAUAUAUUUUUUCCUUUAUCUUAGAAUUUUUUUGGGGUUUGGGCUGUAAUUUUGGCAGCUCAAGUUUUACAGUUAUAUUGUCUGUUGCAUCUUCCUCUGUCCCCUCGAUCUCUUUCUUUUUCGGGGUUUCCCACUGCCCAUAUUUCUAUAAUUCUUUCGCUUCUUAAUAUGACAACUUUAGAAAUAGAAAUGAAAUGUGGAUGGAUCGAUCGAUAUCGGUCACUUUUUUCC
This is a messenger RNA of Syzygium oleosum, 1143 nucleotides long. RefSeq names its product two-component response regulator ARR5. The coding region runs from base 140 to 895 and encodes 251 amino acids. Lineage: Eukaryota; Viridiplantae; Streptophyta; Magnoliopsida; Myrtales; Myrtaceae. The record is from RefSeq and is a predicted model, not a curated record. The transcript has 5 exons. Gene Ontology annotation, biological process: phosphorelay signal transduction system; cytokinin-activated signaling pathway.